AUGAAAUUUCUAUCUAUCUUCAGCCUACAUUUUCUAAAUGCCAAGGUUAGUAAAGAAUCAAACAGCAAACAAAUGCUUCUCAUAGGGGAAAUAAAUAUUUCCUUUCCAACAAGUCUCUUUUCUUUCUUUCUUUCUUUCUUUCUUUCUUUCUUUGUUAUUUUUCAGUUUUUCAUUGGUUCUCCUUUCUUUCUUUCUUUCUUUCUUUCUUUCUUUCUUUCUUUGUUAUUUUUCAGUUUUUCAUUAGUUCUCCUUUCUUUCUUUCUUUCUUUCUUUCUUUGUUAUUUUUCAGUUUUUCAUUGGUUCUCCUUUCUUUCUUUCUUUCUUUCUUUCUUUCUUUCUUUCUUUUCUUCUUAUUUUUCAUUUUUCAUUGGUUCUCCUUUCUUUCUUUCUUUCUUUCUUUCUUUCUUUCUUUCUUAUUUUUCAGUUUUUCAUUGGUUCUCCUUUCUUUCUUUCUUUCUUUCUUUUUUUUUCAGUUUUUCAUUAGUUCUCCUUUCUUUCUUUCUUUCUUUCUUUCUUUCUUUCUUUCUUAUUUUUCAUUUUUCAUUAGUUCUCCUUUAUUUCUUUCUUUCUUUUUUUUCAGUUUUUCAUUGGUUCUCCUUUCUUUCUUUCUUUCUUUCUUUCUUUCUUUCUUUCUUAUUUUUCAGUUUUUCAUUGGUUCUCCUUUCUUUCUUUCUUUCUUUCUUUUUUUUUCAGUUUUUCAUUAGUUCUCCUUUCUUUCUUUCUUUCUUUCUUAUUUUUCAUUCUCUUUUCUUUCUUUCUUUCUUUCUUAUUUUUCAGUUUUUCAUUAAUUCUCCUUUCUUUCUUUCUUUUUUCUUUCUUUCUUUCUUUCUUUCUUUCUUAUUUUUCAGUAUUUCAUUAGUUCUCCUUUCUUUCUUUCUUUCUUUCUUUUCUUAUUCUCCUUUCUUUCUUUUUUUUUUCUUUCUUUCUUUCUUUCUUUCUUUCUUAUUUUUCAGUAUUUCAUUAGUUCUCCUUUCUUUCUUUCUUUUUUCUUUCUUUCUUUCUUUCUUUCUUAUUUUUCAGUUUUUCAUUAGUUCUCCUUUCUUUCUUUCUUUCUUUCUUUCUUUCUUUCUUUCUUUCUUUCUUAUUUUUCAUUCUCCUUUCUUUCUUUCUUUCUUUCUUUCUUUCUUUUUCUUUCUUUCUUUCUUUUUUUUCAUUUUUCAUUAUUUCAUUCCUUUCUUUCUUUUUUUUUUUUUCAGUUUUUCAUUAGUUCUCCUUUUCUUUCUUUCUUUCUUUCUUAUUUUUCAGUUUUUCAUUAGUUCACCUUUCUUUCUUUCUUUUCUUUCUUUCUUUCUUUCUUUCUUUCUUUCUUUCUUAUUUUUCAGUGUUUCAUUAGUUCUCCUUUCUUUCUUUCUUUCUUUCUUUCUUUCUUUCUUUCUUUCUUAUUUUUCAUUCUCCUUUCUUUCUUUCUUUUUUUUCAGUUUUUCAUUAGUUCUCCUUUCUUUCUUUCUUUCUUUCUUAUUUUUCAGUUUUUCAUUAGUUCACCUUUCUUUCUUUCUUUUUUCUUUCUUUCUUUCUUUCUUUCUUUCUUUCUUAUUUUUCAGUUUUUCAUUAGUUCUCCUUUCUUUCUUUCUUUUUUCUUUCUUUCUUUCUUUCUUAUUUUUCAGUUUUUCAUUAGUUCUCCUUUCUUUCUUUCUUUCUUUCUUUCUUUCCUUCUUUCUUUCUUUUUUUCUUAUUUUUCAUUCUCCUUUCUUUCUUUCUUUUUUCUUUCUUUCUUUCUUUCUUUCUUUCUUUCUUUCUUAUUUUCAGUUUUUCAUUAGUUCUCCUUUCUUUCUUUCUUUUUGUCUUUCUUUCUUUCUUUCUUUCUUUCUUAUUUUUCAGUUUUUCAUUAGUUCUCCUUUCUUUCUUUCUUUCUUUCUUAUUUUUCAGUAUUUCAUUAGUUCUCCUUUCUUUCUUUCUUUUUUUUCAUUCUCCUUUCUUUCUUUCUUUUUUCUUUCUUUCUUUCUUUCUUUCUUUCUUUCUUUCUUAUUUUUCAGUUUUUCAUUAGUUCUCCUUUCUUUCUUUCUUUUUUCUUUCUUUCUUUCUUUCUUAUUUUUCAGUUUUUCAUUAGUUCUCCUUUCUUUUUUUCUUUCUUUCUUUCUUUCUUUCUUUCUUAUUUUUCAGUUUUUCAUUAGUUCUCCUUUCUUUCUUUCUUUCUUUCUUUCUUUCUUAUUUUUCAGUAUUUCAUUAGUUCUCCUUUCUUUCUUUCUUUUUUUUCAGUUUUUCAUUAGUUCUCCUUUCUUUCUUUCUUUCUUUUUUUUCAGUUUUUCAUUAGUUCUCCUUUCUUUCUUUCUUUCUUUCUUAUUUUUCAGUUUUUCAUUAGUUCUCCUUUCUUUCUUUCUUUUUUCUUUCUUUCUUUCUUUCUUUCUUAUUUUUCAGUUUUUCAUUAGUUCUCCUUUCUUUCUUUCUUUUUUUCUUUCUUUCUUUCUUUCUUUCUUUCUUUCUUUCUUUCUUAUUUUUCAGUUUUUCAUUAGUUCUCCUUUCUUUCUUUCUUUCUUUCUUUCUUUCUUAUUUUUCAGUAUUUCAUUAGUUCUUUUUUCUUUCUUUCUUUUUUUCAGUUUUUCAUUAGUUCUCCUUUCUUUCUUUCUUUCUUUCUUUCUUUCUUUCUUUCUUUCUUUCUUUCUUUCUUAUUUUUCAUUAGUUCCCCGUUCUUUCUUUCUUUCCUUCUUAUUUUUCAUUAGUUCCCCUUUCUUUCUUUCUUUCUUUCUUUCUUUCUUUCUUUCUUUCUUUCUUUCUUUCUUUCUUUCAUCUCUCUUUUUCAUUUAUUCAUUUUCAUUCAACUUUUUACACAUAUCUUUGUUUAUAUUAUAUUAUCCACAUUUUCUUUCAUUUUUACUAUCCUCACUUCAAUAA
Messenger RNA from Acanthosepion pharaonis, 2829 nucleotides. NCBI's taxonomy places the organism in Eukaryota, Metazoa, Mollusca, Cephalopoda, Sepiida, Sepiidae. The record is from the annotation of a GenBank genome assembly.